Messenger RNA from Carassius carassius (crucian carp), 1262 nucleotides. RefSeq names its product fructosamine 3 kinase related protein (gene fn3krp). The record is from RefSeq and is a predicted model, not a curated record. Bases 296 to 1225 code for a protein of 309 amino acids. Lineage: Eukaryota; Metazoa; Chordata; Actinopteri; Cypriniformes; Cyprinidae. The transcript has 7 exons.
AUAAUAAACAAUGCAAUUAACGUCCAAGCAUCCGACAGGAUGAUAUAACAGAGCAGCUUUAAUUAAAGGAUUGAUUGAAUUAAAUGUAUACGGAUGUAUUUUCUUUAUUUUCUUUAAUUGAGUUCACAGUAGAUGGCGGUAGUGCGCGAAAUUGGUGUGAUCCGCAAAAAUAAAGGGAAGAAAAGAAGAAGAAGCAACAGUAAUCCUGUUUUGUUGUUGUUUUGUGUUGUUAUCCUGUGUUUGUUAUACGAGCGCAUGUUAGCAUCCGGGGAUAUUUCUCAACACUUAUAAUGAGAUGGAGGCGUUGCUGAAGAGAGAGCUGGGCACAUCUCUUCUGAAGAGCACUGGUCAUUCAGGAGGAGGAUGCAUCAGUGAAGGCCAGAGCUUUGACACUGACACUGGCAGAGUGUUCGUCAAGAUCAACCACAAGAAUGAGGCUAGAAGGAUGUUUGAUGGAGAGUUGGCGAGCUUGGAAGCGAUCCUGGCUACAAACACAGUGAAAGUGCCCAGGCCUGUGAAGGUGGUGGACCUUGAGAGAAGUGGAGCUGUUCUCAUAAUGGAACAUGUGGAGAUGAGGACCUUGAAUAAAUACUCAUCAAAGCUGGGAGAACAACUAGCUGACCUGCAUCUUGACAACAAGAGACAGAUAGAGAAACAAAACAAGGAACAGCAGACUGUUGGAAAAGGAUCAGGAACAUCUGAAAUUCAAAUAGCCAACAAGUUUGGCUUUCACGUGGCUACCUGCUGUGGUUAUAUCCCUCAGGUAAAUGAUUGGCAGGAUGAUUGGGUGUCCUUUUUUGCCCAGCAAAGGCUGCAGUACCAGCUCAGCCUGGUGGAACAGUCAUAUGGAGACAGAGAGGCCAGGGAAUUGUGGGCCAAACUCCAGCUGAAGGUCCAUCAGCUGUUUACAGACAUAGAGGUGGUUCCAGCUCUGCUGCAUGGAGAUCUUUGGGGAGGAAAUGUGGCCGAAUGUUCUGACGGUCCCAUCAUCUUUGACCCAGCAUCGUUUUAUGGCCAUUCAGAGUUUGAGCUGGCUAUUUCUAGCAUGUUUGGUGGUUUUGGGAGCUCGUUUUACAAAGCUUACCAUGAGAAGAUCCCCAAGGCCACUGGCUUUGAAAAGAGGCAACAGCUUUACCAGCUGUUCCACUAUCUGAACCACUGGAAUCAUUUUGGUGGUGGCUACAGAGGUUCUUCUCUACGGAUUAUGAAGGAUCUAACAAAGUAGAUGCACCCUGAUUCUUUAAAGGGUUAGUUCAGCCAAA